Molecule: messenger RNA, 3657 nt
Organism: Mus musculus (house mouse)
Lineage: Eukaryota; Metazoa; Chordata; Mammalia; Rodentia; Muridae
Gene: Lancl2
Product: LanC (bacterial lantibiotic synthetase component C)-like 2
Exons: 9
Coding region: 606-1958 (450 amino acids)
Biological process (GO): carbohydrate metabolic process; negative regulation of DNA-templated transcription; positive regulation of abscisic acid-activated signaling pathway
Cellular component (GO): cytoplasm; cortical actin cytoskeleton; cytosol
Molecular function (GO): phosphatidylinositol-4-phosphate binding; phosphatidylinositol-5-phosphate binding; phosphatidylinositol-3-phosphate binding
Source: RefSeq, marked validated
UCCCAGUGGUGAUGAAUGGGAGGGACUGUAUCCCCCCCCACCCCCUUCGGGAGGCUAUCUUUUCACUGUUUUAGGCCGUUUUGAAUUUCUUUUCUUUAGAAGAGGUAUUUUUAAUCAAAGUAGCUACUGUUCCUGUGAUUGGCGCACGACCAGGGGCCGAGGACACUGACGGGCGGCAAGGCUGGGCUGGUGAAAUGCAGUCCGUUUGGUGAUGGAGCAUCUGAAGGUGCGCUUUUCCCUGGUCUGCAAAUCGCUCACACUUUGAAUGAACCCAUCUUUACAGGCUUUCCCUACUGGAACGUGAGCUUUCUAGGCGUGCGUUUUCUCUAGAAUCUCUCGGAAGGACACGGCCACGGGAGAGGCGAGGGUAACUGGGAGACUGUGCGGCUCGGCGGGCUGGGCCGUCAGGCUGAGAGCUGCUGCUGGGAGGGCGUGACUGGCGAAGGCUGGAGGUUCGGCUUUUUCGCGCUAGCUGCAUCCAGAUGUGCAAGCCACUGUUCUCCAGGAAGGCUUCGCCGCGGAGCCCCGGCCCAAACGCCUUCCAGGAGGUUUGUCCCUGCCUGCGCGCCGUGCCCUGAGCUCUCAGGCAGGGAAAGCGCGCGGACAUGGGCGAGACCAUGUCAAAGAGACUCAAGUUCCACCUAGGAGAGGCGGAGAUGGAGGAGCGGUCGUUCCCCAAUCCCUUCCCAGACUAUGAAGCCGCCGCCUCCGCCGCAGGGCUCGCCGCUGGAAGUGCGGAGGAAACCGGCCGUGUCUGCCCUCUCCCCACCACGGAAGACCCGGGCCUCCCUUUCCACCCUAACGGGAAGAUUGUUCCCAACUUCAUAAAGCGUAUCCAGACCAAAAUCAAAGAUCUUCUGCAGCAGAUGGAGGAAGGACUGAAGACAGCGGACCCUCAUGACUGCUCUGCAUAUACUGGUUGGACAGGCAUAGCACUUUUGUACCUGCAGCUGUACCGGGUCACUGGUGACCAGACCUACCUGCUUCGAUCCCUGGAUUACGUGAAGAGAACACUCCGAAAUUUGAGUGGUCGCAGAGUCACUUUCCUUUGUGGAGAUGCUGGGCCCCUUGCUGUGGGAGCUGUGAUAUAUCAUAAACUCAAAAGUGAAUGUGAGUCCCAGGAAUGCAUCACAAAACUUCUACAGAUGCAUAGAACUAUUGUCUGUCAAGAGUCAGAGCUUCCUGAUGAACUGCUGUAUGGACGAGCAGGAUACCUGUAUGCCUUACUGUACCUGAACACAGAGAUUGGCCCUGGCACUGUUGGUGAGACAGCUAUUAAAGAGGUAGUCAGUGCUAUUAUUGAGUCGGGAAAGAGUCUAUCAAGGGAAGAAAGGAAAUCUGAGCGCUGCCCCCUGCUCUAUCAGUGGCACAGAAAACAAUAUGUUGGAGCAGCCCAUGGUAUGGCUGGCAUCUACUACAUGCUAAUGCAGCCAGAAGCAAAAGUGGACCAAGAAACCUUAACCGAAAUGGUGAAACCCAGCAUUGAUUAUGUGCGCCAUAAAAAAUUCCGAUCUGGAAAUUAUCCAUCAUCAUUAAGCAAUGAAACAGAUCGAUUGGUCCACUGGUGCCAUGGUGCUCCAGGAGUCAUCCACGUGCUCUUACAGGCAUACCAGGUUUUUAAGGAGGAAAAAUACUUGAAAGAGGCCAUGGAGUGUAGCGAUGUGAUUUGGCAGCGAGGUCUGCUCCGGAAAGGUUAUGGAAUCUGCCAUGGAACCUCUGGCAAUGGCUAUUCCUUUUUGUCCCUUUAUCGCCUGACGCAGGAUAAGAAGUAUCUCUAUCGAGCUUGUAAGUUUGCAGAGUGGUGUCUAGAUUACGGAGCACAUGGAUGCCGCAUUCCUGACAGACCUUAUUCCCUCUUUGAAGGUAUGGCUGGUGCUGUUCACUUCCUUUCUGACAUCUUGGUACCAGAGACAGCACGGUUUCCAGCAUUUGAACUUGGCUUUUUGCAGAAGGAUUAAAAAGGUGCAAAAAGACAACUAACAUACCCGUUGGACCAAAAGCCACCUGAUUGAUUAGUGCCUGACACAGAACCCACUGUAAACCCUAAAAGAAGAAGACGACAGGACAGAAACCUUCACAAGCCCCCUUUGUUGCAAAGACCCCCAAUUAGAGCAUGAGCGAUAGAAAUCAUGUCAUCAGCAUUCUGUGACAGCGUGUCCCUUAAAGGUGUGAAAUCUGAAUCCUUCAUCUCUAGGCUCCUUCUAGUGUGCAUGUUUCUUGGUGCUUGUCUAUAGGUGUAAAUUGAAUAACUAGAAAAGCCACACUCAUUACAUGAACUCUUAGCUGAGCACAUGUGAGUGUUAAAGGUGACAGGCACACAUUUUUGUAUAUAGUAUCUAAACUAGGGUAUCAUCUCUAUCAACACAGAAACAGUUGUGUGAUGUCUGUCUUGACCAUCAGCUAGCAGAUCUAGAUAUCCUGUGAGAAUACAUGUUAGCAUUUUCCAUGGGCAUGCGUGAGAGGCAGCCUCCCAAACCCGAAUGAAGGGCAGGUCAGUGUGCACUGCAGAGCUCAGGAAGGCACAAUUGACACCUCCUCCCUCUGUGUGUCUUGUGGUCAAUGUAAUUAAUGGCUAAGCAUUAGGAAUUCUGAGACAUUUACUCAGAUACAUAUUAUUAAAACAGAUACCUCCUUACUGUUUUCAGAAUAGCUUAUUACUAUAUAAAACAGAGUAGCUGUAAUGCCAGAAAGAUCUAUCCAUAGCCCUUCAAAAAUUUAUUUCACAUUUUGGUAAACUAUUAUAAAUUUGAAAUUAAUACAUUCCUUAUUUUUCAUCCAGUUUGAGGUGAUAAAAUAAAUUCUAAGCUGAAUUUAUACAUGUAAGAAGCAAAAUAUUUUAAAUAAGACAAUUAUUAUCUGGGUAAUUUUUAAAAUUAUUUUUAAGGGCAUUAAUUUUGACUCACAUGCGUUAGAAAUCCUGUCAUAAAUUUCAGAGUUUGGUUGUCGUUUGUGGUACAAGUAGGCUAGAUUUCCUAAGCAUGUUUUAUUGUGUAAGGGAAAUUAAUAUAUGUUUCCUGAAGGAAGCACCUGGGGCCGUCUUGUAAACCUGCAUCAAUGUGGAACUUGUACGGCCAUGAUUUUGGCCAAGGGCCCUCAGAGUAGCAGCAGUAGUAGUGACUCUCCCCAGUAUGUUUACUUAUACUUGUUUGGUAGAUACUAUUAUCUUUUUGACCAACAUGCUGAGGGAAAAAUAAAAUGACCAUAGAAUAAAUGGAGAUGAUUUUUUUUACAGAUUUCCUUUUAAGACAGGUGGAUUGACACCUUCCUGCUUACCACUAGGUAUCAACACAUGUGCAUUUCAGUGACGCCAUUGACUUCCUUCGUUAUAUCCACUACAUGUGCUGCUGUGCAUCCCAUGAGGCUGCAGCCCCAAUCCCAUGAGGUAAAGGAGAAAUGGCACGUGAACCAGGAUUUAGGGGUCACUUAUGGCCAUUUCAGAGUUAUAAAUGUUUAAAAUUAAAUUUAAGAACAUCUCACUUUUGUUUCUUAGGCUUGUACUAUGUCAACAACUGUACUCUAAAUGUGUUGGAAAGCUUAAAAUAUGUACACACAAAAUAACAUUUUGAAAUCUUAAGGGAAAACGUCAGUGUUCACAAAAAGUGUUUGGGGUUCUUUGGUUUUGUUAAUAAAAGACAGUUUUGUGGUGAUGACUUAUGG